Drosophila persimilis is the source of this 573-nucleotide messenger RNA. RefSeq lists its product as uncharacterized. The transcript has 2 exons. The coding region runs from base 4 to 453 and encodes 149 amino acids. The record is from RefSeq and is a predicted model, not a curated record. Lineage: Eukaryota; Metazoa; Arthropoda; Insecta; Diptera; Drosophilidae.
AAAAUGAACGCAAAUGCAGAAAUCAGUGGGGACCUCGCCAAGCUACAGGGCGAGCAGACUUUAACACCGGCAGCCCUCGAGAUUCUUAAGGAACAUAAGAAAAUGGACGGGUCUAUUCAAAACUUGGUCGAAUCGUUUUGCGAGUACAAGGACAGCCCGUACGCCCUGUGCAAGACCAUGGUCCGAAUGAAGAGAGCUCGAGAUAUAUUUAUGGAGCAGAAAGAAGGCUGCUUGGAGCUGAUGGAACGUGAGGGGAAGAUCAAGGAACUUAUGGUUGUGGUCGGCUGCAUUAAUGCCUCAUUGGAGCUCAUCCGUUAUGUGCAGGACAUGUACCAGCAUAGGCAAAUGAACUACAGCAAAAAAUCCGACGAUCUUAAGGUCGUAAAUAAUGUACCGGGAAGACACAGAGUUCAAAUGGUAUACCUCUGCAGCGGAGACCAGCAGCUUAAAUAAUUUUGAGCUUUGAGGCCCGGAAGAUGACAGAAGACACAAAGCCAAAGAACAAAAUAAAACAGACUCCAACACAGGACGCCAGCCAUCCACUUGCCAGGACGCCACCCAUCCACUUGCACA